GAAAUGCAGAGCGAGUGUCGAGUCGCCCGGACCUCUGUCCUGCUAGCCAGCUUCAGCCUGCUGCUUUUAGCAACGGGAGUGAGCUCGGCGGAACAGUCCGGGUUGAGCAAUUACUCGUUUCCAGAUGAAUUUAUGUUUGGAGUCGCGUCGGCCGCGUUCCAGAUAGAGGGCGGCUGGAAUGCUGGGGGCAAAGGAGAGGGUAUGUGGGACACAUACCUGCACAAGCACCCGCAGUUCACCGUAGAUCAUUCCAACGGUGACAUAGCCGCGGACUCGUACCACAAGUACAAGCAAGACGUCAUCAUGGUCAAAUCGCUGGGAGUUCAGUACUACCGACUAUCAAUAUCAUGGCCAAGAAUUUUACCGCACGGCACCGCCAACUACAUAAGUAAAGAUGGCGUAAGGUACUAUCGGGCAUUAUUCGACGAGCUGAUCAAGGCGAACAUAACACCAGUGGUGACGCUGUUCCACUGGGAUAUGCCGACCGUUUUCAUGGACCUAGGCGGUUGGACGAAUCCCAAAGUGGUGGACUACUUCGUGGACUACGCGCGAGUUGCUUUCGAGCUGUUCGGAGAUGUAGUCAAGAUCUGGACUACGAUGAACGAGCUGCAUAUUCAUUGUUAUCAAGGCUAUGGGCUGGAUGUCUUCGUACCCGCGAUGAAUCUAAGGGGAAUUGCGGAGUAUCUGUGCUCUCACAACAUGCUGUUGGGACACGCUCGCGCCUACCAUCUCUAUGAUAAGGAGUUCAGGCCACAUCAGAAAGGUAAAAUUGGUGUAACAUUAGAUGCUUUCUUUGCCGAACCAAAAGACAGCAACAAACAAGAAGACGUAGAAGCGGCAGAGAGAUAUCUUCAAAUGCGGUUGGGCUUGUACGCGCACCCGAUAUACUCUGAGUCCGGCAACUACCCGGAUUUGGUACGUGAGCGGAUUGCCAACAUCAGCAGGCAGCAGGGGUUCUCGCGAUCACGACUGCCGGAGUUCACACCUGAGGAGGUGGAAAUGGUUAAGGGUACCUCGGACUUCUUCGGGCUGAACCACUACACCACUUACCAGAUGUCACCUUCGGAGAUGGAGGAGGACUGGCAGGUGCCGUCCAUGGACCACGACGUCGGAGUCAAGAUGGCGCCGGACCCGAGCUGGCCUAUACCUGGCUGUUCGUGGCUGGCGGUCUACCCGCCCGGCUUCCGGAAACUACUUAAUUGGAUAACAGACAAUUACGGAACUAAAAUACCGAUUGUUGUCACCGAAAACGGCGUCUGUGACGGCGGGGAGCUUAACGAUUACACCCGAGUAUCGUAUUUCAACAACUACCUGAAUCAGAUGCUGCUGGCAAUGAACGAAGACGGGUGCAACGUCCAGGGUUACUUUGCGUGGACGCUCAUGGACGAUUUUGAAUGGAGCGACGGUUAUACGGUGAAGUUUGGUCUGUUCCACGUCGAUUUCAAAAGCCCAAAGAGGACGAGAACUCCGAAAUUGUCAGCCAUCAACUUCCACGAAAUCGCAGUCACCAGAAGAGUCAACUUCGACUUCAUAAAAAUACCCUCAUACAAAUACAACGCCUUUUACAGGAUAGACUAAGUUUAGGUUAAUUAAUUUAUUUUA
Molecule: messenger RNA, 1602 nt
Organism: Aricia agestis (brown argus)
Lineage: Eukaryota; Metazoa; Arthropoda; Insecta; Lepidoptera; Lycaenidae
Product: myrosinase 1-like
Exons: 10
Coding region: 4-1578 (524 amino acids)
Biological process (GO): carbohydrate metabolic process
Molecular function (GO): beta-glucosidase activity
Source: RefSeq, a predicted model, not a curated record